AUGCUUCCGCCUCCGCUUUCACACCACCUCCUUCUCUUCUGCAUCCAACUUGCCCUACUCGUCCUCGCUUGCUUCGAUUUGGUGGUCUCGGUGGUCCAGAGACCUACCGCGGUGAUGUUUCAGCGGCUCCGCGACGCCAUCGACUCUCGCAUCGCCGAGGAACAGGCGCGUCAAAAGUCUGCUCAGGACAAUAUCUCCCGAUCGAAUUCCGCCCGCCGCCCGCUCAACGGCACCCUCCCCUCCGGUCAACGUUCCCGCCCCAGACGCAACACGGGAACCCCUGUUCGCGGUCCUGAUCCCAAAGAAUUCGAGGCUGAAUUCGCGAUCGGAGACGAUGAAGAAUCGAGUCGCUCCGUUACGCCUCGUCUAGAGACGCCAGAUAAUGGUUCGGAGGCGACCACUGUCGUCGAAGGCGAUGCAGAGGACAGAGAGGACAAGAGCAAGACAAAGAUAGCCCCCGAUGAAUCCGAAAAGGACGCUGCUCGGGCUCCGGACACGGAGUCAACUAGCUUGGCGCCGACUGAAUUGCCGGCGGAGGUGAGGGGAAAGCUGCGGAGGCUCGAUAAACUCGAAGCACGAUACCAUGAACUACUCAAAGCAUACCGCACGGCGCAUUCGCGCGUCCUUUCGAUCGAACCGUUCGAAGCCGCCCUGCGCGAAUAUACGCCCCUCAGUUCGAUCGCCGAACCGAAAGCGCUCACAGAGUAUCUCAACCAGAUGUCGUUAAAGAGCGACAUGGUUGUGGAUGAGCUGAAGCGCGUGACCACCGACCGAGAUGACUACAAAAAGAAGCUGGAAGAGGCUCAGAAAACCGUCAAGGCCGCACACGACGAAGUGGCCGGGCUCAAGAAGGAGAGGGAGACGCCUACAAAAGAGGCGGAGAAGUCCCCUGAGCAGAAGGAGGAAGCCAGCGAAGAAUUCUUUUCCUUCGAUAACGAGGUUCCCCGUCUGGAGGGAGAAUUGAAGGAAAAGCAGCAGGAGGUCGACACUCUCAAGAUCGAAGUGGAUAGGCUCAAGAAGGAUCUAUCCGUCACCCGCGAGUCUACGGAAGGGAUGGUUCAGAAUCUGGAAACAUCAGCUCGUGAGCUCGUUGAGUUACGUGACACCAAGGACAAGCUGGAUGCCGAAAUCGAGGCAUUGAAGACUUCGAAGCAGAAAGAUGUUGAAGGGCUCAAGGCAAAGCUUGCGACAGCCGAGUCGUCUUUGGAAAAGACCACAUCUGAGGCCGAAAAGCUGAAGACCGAGCUGAAGGAAAAGGGCGACGAAAUCGAGAAGCUACAGGCUCAGGCCGCAGAGGCGGACAAGACGGCAAAUGCGGACCCAGAUCCUACCCUGGUCUCACAGCUGGAGGAGGCCAAGAAAGCGAAGGAUGCCAAUGAGAAGAAGAUGGGUGUUGUCCAGGGCUUGGUGGACAGUCUCCGGUCUCAGCUCAAGGAAACGGAGUCGAGCGUGUCGAAUUUGAAGAAAGAGGUUGAGCAAAAGUCCGAAGGCUCUACUAAGCUGCAGAACAUUGUUGAUUUCGUGGAUGAGGGCCUGAAGGGAAAUGCUGCUUGGAAGUCCGCCAAGGAGAAUGUAUCCGCUGGAAAGAAGGCCGAUUUCGAAGAGAUCCGCAAUAGCCUGGCCCCGGCCGAGGAAACCGCUGAGUCGAGCUCUCUUGUUCCGACUGCCGAGGCGGAGACACAACCUGCUGCAGCGACCGCUAGCACUGGUGCUGCUGGCGGAGGCGGCAAGAAGAAGAAUAAAAAGAAGAAGAAGGGAGGAAAGUCUGUAGAGGAAUCAUCCAAACCGGCAGAGACGGCUGCGGCAGUGGAGGCCGCUCAAGAAGAGUCCACAUCUGCGGUUUCCUCUGACGACGUCGACGGACUCAAACAAAAGAUCGAGUCGUUGACUCAGCUUCUGUCCGAGAAAGAGGAAGCGAUCGACCGUCUCAUCGCCACGCUGAAGGGCGAAGCAGAUCUGAAGGAGGAGAUAGAGUCUCUGCGGGAUGAUCUCGUCAACAUCGGACAGGAGCAUGUCGAAGCCAAGGACAAGAUCAAGGAGCUGUCCGCCGAGAAGUCUGCCCUGGAAGAAACCAUCAGUAAGCUCGAGAAUGAGCUGGCCGAAGUCCGCACCAGUAAUGCCUCCAGCUCUGCUGAUUCCGAGAAAAUGCACAACGACCUCAAGGAUGAGUUCGAGCGUCUCAAGACCCGGUCGGCUACAUUGGAGACCGAUCUUUCCGCCGCACAGCAAUUGGCUGCCACGCGGUUCAAGGAUCUCACCGACUUGCGUGAGACUCUCCAAAAAAUUCAACCUGAGCUGCGCAGCCUGCGCGCUGAAUCAUCGGAGUUGAAGACACUGAAGGAAACUAUGAUCAGCAAGAACGGUGAACUGAGGAACCUCGAGUCUAAACACGCGGAUCUCCGCGCUGAGCUGAAAUCUGCCAAAACCAGACUCUCUGAGCGUGACUCGGAAGUCAACACCUUGAACAAGAAGAUUCGUCAAGAAACAGAUAGUCGUCUCAAGGCCGAGGAGCAGCUUACCGUUGCUCAAUCAGAUCUGCGCUCUGCCGAAGCCAGAAAGCAGGACGUUAUCAACGCCAGAGACAAGACUGUGGGAGACCUCAGCAAGGCUCAGGAUGGUCUGAAGAGCUCGCGGGUUAAGAUUCGUGAGAUGGACGAGCAGAUGUCCCAGUUGAGCAAAGAGCUCGAGGGUCUGAAGGAGGAAAUUCAACUGAAGACUGCACAGCAUGCCAGUGCCCAGAGUCUGAUGGGUAGUAUGCGUGAUCAAACUGCCGAGAUGGCCAUGCAGAUGAAAGAAGUCAAGGAGCGGUGCGAUAGUUUGGAGGAAGAGCUGUCCGAUGCCCACCGCUUGCUGAGCGAGCGGACCCGCGAGGGCGAGACCAUGCGGCGGCUGAUCAAUGACAUUGAGAGCCGUGCGGAGGCCAAGGUGCGCGACUUCAAGGAGCGCAUGGAAGCCGCUAUUGAGGAGCGCGACCGUGCCGAAGAUGAGGCAAGUGCACAAGGCCGUCGCCGUGCCCGCGAACUGGAAGAGUUGAAGGGCAAGGUACGCGAAGCGGAACGUGCACUGCGCACAGCCGAAGAGGACAAGGAAGAUCUCGAGCAUUCGCAAAAGGACUGGCGCCGUCGUCGCGAUGAGCUUGAAUCCCACGCGGAGCGCUCUACACAAGAGCUGACUGAGAUCCGCCAAGCCAUGGCCGGUCUCCGCGAGCAGCUUGACGAGAGCGAGCAGCACGUACGCGACCUUGAGAAAGAGAAAGCCGAGCUUCGCCGAUCUGUCGAGGAAACCAACAACCGGCUGGAAAAGUUACGCCGAUCGCAUAAGACGCUCGGUGAGGAUGUGCGUCUCCGUGGGUUGGAGUCUGGCCGCCAAUCGUCCCGGUCGUCGAUGGACUCUGGUACUCGCCGGCCCAGUGGCGUCCUUUCUCCUCCAACUCAAGAGCGCAGUGUGUCUAGUCGAAGAAGUGAGACCCCCUCUGGCACUGGCAGCGGCGGGGCUAGUGGGUCGAUCGACUACAUGUACCUCAAAAACGUUUUGUUGCAGUUCAUGGAGCAGAAGGACAAGAGUUACCAGAAGCAGCUGAUCCCUGUGCUGGGGAUGCUGCUCCAUUUCGACAGAGCGGACGAACAGAAAUGGAUGUCGGCCAUCAUGUCCCGCUGA
Molecule: messenger RNA, 3657 nt
Organism: Penicillium canariense
Lineage: Eukaryota; Fungi; Ascomycota; Eurotiomycetes; Eurotiales; Aspergillaceae
Product: putative vesicle-mediated transport protein (Imh1)
Exons: 4
Coding region: 1-3657 (1218 amino acids)
Cellular component (GO): Golgi apparatus
Source: RefSeq, a predicted model, not a curated record